This is a messenger RNA of Rosa chinensis, 645 nucleotides long. RefSeq names its product beta carbonic anhydrase 2, chloroplastic. The record is from RefSeq and is a predicted model, not a curated record. NCBI's taxonomy places the organism in Eukaryota, Viridiplantae, Streptophyta, Magnoliopsida, Rosales, Rosaceae. Gene Ontology annotation, biological process: carbon utilization. The transcript has 7 exons. Gene Ontology annotation, molecular function: zinc ion binding; carbonate dehydratase activity. The annotation marks the transcript as partial.
CCACUCGACCCAGUUAAAAGAAUUAUAGAUGGCUUCAAGCACUUCAAGACCAGCUACUUCGACACAAAUCCAGCUUUGUUUGAUGAGCUUGCCCAAGGACAAAGCCCCGAGUUUAUGGUAUUUGCAUGCUCGGAUUCUCGAGUGUGUCCUUCACAUGUUCUUCACUUCCAACCUGGGGAGGCCUUCAUCGUUCGCAACAUUGCUAACAUGGUUCCUGCUUUUGAUCAGCUAAAACAUGCAGGAGUUGGAGCAACCAUAGAAUAUGCUGUCAAAGAACUCGGGGUGGCAAAUAUUUUGGUAAUGGGACACAGUAAUUGUGGUGGAAUAAAGAGGCUAAUGUCUUAUCCGGAGGAUGGCUCUGAGCCCUUCGACUUUAUAGAUGAAUGGGUGAAAAUGAGUUUACCAGCCAAGGCUGAGGUUAUUGCAGAAGCUGGGAGUGCAGAUUUCCAUGAACAAUGUGAAAGAUGUGCAAGGGAAUCAGUAAACUUGUCACUGGCAAACCUACUUACCUACCCCUUUGUUCAAAAGGCACACUUGGAUGAAAAACUAGCACUUCGGGGUGGAUACUAUGACUUUGUCAAUGGAAUUUUCGAGCUAUGGGAGCUCAAAUCCCACAUUUCAAACCUCAUCAUCGUACAAUCUUGA